Symsagittifera roscoffensis is the source of this 2513-nucleotide messenger RNA. RefSeq names its product sodium- and chloride-dependent glycine transporter 1-like. The transcript has 8 exons. Bases 358 to 1698 code for a protein of 446 amino acids. Gene Ontology annotation, biological process: sodium ion transmembrane transport. The record is from RefSeq and is a predicted model, not a curated record. Lineage: Eukaryota; Metazoa; Xenacoelomorpha; Acoela; Convolutidae. Gene Ontology annotation, cellular component: plasma membrane.
CACAAUUUCUGUAUCUAUAGUUUUACUGUGUUUAUAGUUAUACACUGACUCUGAUAUUUCUCUGUUUUCGUUAAACUUCAGUUAAAUCACUCCCUUUCAGCUCACUUUAUCUCUCGAAAGAGGCGAAAUGGAUCAACUUUUAAUACUGAAACUGGCAAAUAAUUAUGCUUGCACCCAAAUCUGAUGAGUUAAAUGAAUUUUUUUAAUCUAAAUCUUCCUGAAAGUACUCGGAAAACAUUUCUCAAAGCUUUACCGGCGAUACACAUUUUUUUGUAAUUCAGUGCCGUUCUAGGUUUAAGGUUUAAAAAGUUGAGCUAUCUGGCACAAAAUAAAUCAAUUUUGAAGAUUCAAUCAAAUAUGACCUCUGGUGACCUUUCUAUCGUGAAUGGGGAAGGGAGUGGUGUGAAGAAGAGGGACAAGUGGCAACAUCAGCUUGACUUUGUGUUCUCUCUCAUUGGAUAUUGUGUCGGUUUGGGUAACUUGUGGAGGUUCCCGUACAAGUGCUACAGAAAUGGAGGAGGUGCCUUUCUCAUUCCCUACUUCUCCUGUCUCUUUCUGGCCGGACUCCCUCUGCUCUAUCUGGAAGUAUCUCUGGGUCAGUUCACCAGCAGGGGUCCAUUGGGUGCAUUCGAACUAGCACCCCUCUUCAAGGGCAUCGGUUUCGGCAUGGUCAUCAUAUGCGCCCUAGUGUCUAUUUACUACAAUGUCAUAAUAGCAUGGAUUCUUUAUUACUUUUACAGGGACUCGCUUACCAAAAAUCUGCCAUGGGCUACCUGUGACAACGAGUGGAACACAAAGUACUGCUCUAACAACAAAAUCGAUUGCCAGAUGAAAGGAGGUGUUAUGAUUGGCUACGACUGCAUAAUGGGCUCUGCUAAACAAGUCAUCAAUCAAUCAGAAAUCAAGGACGUCAAAUGGGUUCAAGCGAGCCAAGAGUUCUGGAAACACCACGUCUUGGGCCAGACCAACGAUAUUUUGGAGUUCGGAGGCUUCCAGUGGCACUUGGUGAUUUGUCUGGCAGUCGCCUGGAUUCUUGUGAACCUUUGCAUGUUGAAGGGUAUCAAGAGUUCUGGAAAAGUUGUUUGGGGGACAUCUACACUACCUUACGUGCUUCUUUUGGCUUUGCUAGUACAGGCGUUACUCCUCGAUGGCGCUUCUGAUGGUAUAAGGUACUACCUAACUCCUCAAUGGGAUAAACUUCUAGAGCCUUCUGUCUGGGCAGAUGCUGCUCAGCAGAUAUUCUUCUCUCUUGGUCUCGCUUUUGGAAGUCUUAUGACAAUGGCGAGUUACAAUAAAUUCCGAAACAACGUGGCGCGUGAUGCUUGGAUUGUCUGUUCUAUAAACUGUUUUACGAGUGUUCUCGGUGGUUUCGUGGUGUUCGCGGUCAUUGGGUUUAUGGCCCGAGAGACUGGUCAUCGGGUUGACGAUGUCGCAAGCGAAGGUGCUGGGUUGGCUUUCGUAGUGUUUCCGGAGGCACUGGUUCGACUGCCUGGAUCAUCUCUUUGGUCGGCGCUGUUUUUCCUGAUGUUUCUUUCUUUGGGUCUCGACAGUCAGUUUGCCCAGAUGGAGGGUGUGACAACGGCAGUAUUCGACUACUUUCCCCGCAGCAGAGCAUACAGACCACUGGUGGUGGCAGGAAUCAGUCUAGCCAUGUUCAUAAUAGCACUCCCUAUGGUCACACAGUCGGGAAUCUACUAGUUCAUUAUCUUCGACAACUACAGCUGUGGUUUGCCCCUCAUGAUCAUGUCACUCCUCGAAACUGGCUGUGUCGCAUAUGUUUACGGCAUCAAUAGAUUCUCCGCUGACAUCCAAAUGAUGAUAGGGUCACGACCUGGAAUCUUUAUUCGAAUCUGCUGGGUGGGAAUCACCCCUGUUCUCAUGAGCGCCAUUUUCUUGUUCAACAUGUACAACUACUCUCCGGCCUUCUUCGAGGGAGCCCCCUUUCCACUGUGGGCUGACCUAAUGGGGUGGGGCAUGUCUCUGCUCUCUAUUCUCAUGGUCCCUCUUGUCGCAUUAGUUGAAUUGUUCACGGUCGAAGGAAGUUCUUUCUCUGAGAAACUGAGCGUGACUCUUCGGCCUUCUGAACAGUGGGGUCCUGCAGACCACGAGGACAGAAUGGAGUAUGAACAAAUGAAAAGAUCGGGUGCUGAUUUCAAACUAGACGAAAGGGACUACAGCUGAAAAAUCGAGUGAAAUUUAAUCACAUAAAUUGGGUUUUCUUCAUCUGUAAUUUUGACGUAAUUUUGACUUAAUUUAUAACAGAUCUGUUUUUUCUAUACAUCGAUUGGCCGAAAUAAAAACUUACCAAUACAUAAUUCUAAAUUGACCAAUCAAAUGUUUGUUUGAAAUGGAAAACUACUUUGACAGGCUCCGGCAUGGGAUCUUCAAGAAAAAGCGCAAUGGUACAAAAAAAAUUACCUUUCAAAAACUGAUUGACUUCAAUUGCGUUAUUCUUUAUUUUGACCAGGUCAUAUUAUUUGUAACGUUGUUCCAUUUUUAAGCCCUACCUUUAA